Messenger RNA from Scheffersomyces coipomensis, 1972 nucleotides. RefSeq names its product Hsp70 family chaperone (gene HSP70). The transcript is spliced from 2 exons. The record is from RefSeq and is a predicted model, not a curated record. Gene Ontology annotation, molecular function: ATP binding; ATP-dependent protein folding chaperone. Lineage: Eukaryota; Fungi; Ascomycota; Pichiomycetes; Serinales; Debaryomycetaceae. Gene Ontology annotation, cellular component: cytosol; cytoplasm; plasma membrane. Bases 1 to 1890 code for a protein of 629 amino acids.
AUGGCAACUGCUAAAACUGCAAUUGGUAUAGAUUUAGGUACGACCUAUAGUUGUGCAGCCUUUUUUAGAAACAACAAAGUUGAAAUUAUUGUCAAUGACCAAGGUAACAGAAUUACUCCUUCUUAUGUCGCUUUCAAUGAUACAGAAAGAUUAGUCGGAGAUGCUGCUUAUAAUCAAGCCCCUUCAAAUCCCAAAAAUACUAUUUAUGGAGCAAAGAGAUUAAUCGGUAGAACUUUUCUGGAUAAAGAAGUUCAGCAAGAUAUUCCUCAUUUACCUUAUAAAUUAGUUGAUAAAGAAGGUAAACCAUUAAUUGAAGUGGAUGCAAAAGGUGACACAUUACAAUUGAGUGCCGAAGAAGUCGCUUCUAUGAUUUUAAUCAAAUUGAAAGAAAGAGCUGAAGAAGUCUUAGAGCGUGAAGUCACUGAUGCAGUUAUUACAGUUCCUGCUUAUUUUAAUGAUUCUCAAAGGCAAGCCACCAAAGAUGCCGGUAUCAUUGCUGGACUUAAUGUUCUAAGAAUUAUCAAUGAACCAACUGCAGCUGCAAUCGCUUAUGGUUUAAAUAAAUUAGAUGAUGAAAAUGACAAUAAUUUUAUGAAAAGAUCUACCAGUACCGCUAUUGCUGUGAAAUCUGAUAAAUCUAGUCCUACUGCAAAGAACAUCUUAGUGUAUGAUCUUGGUGGUGGUACUUUUGAUGUUUCCUUAUUGAGAAUUGAUCGUGGGGUUUUCGAAGUCAAAGCAACAAAUGGAGAUACACAUUUAGGAGGGGAAGAUUUUGAUAACAGAUUAAUCAAGCAUUUCUCAGAAGAAUUUAAGAGAAAACACAAGAAGGAUGUAUCAACCAAUGAAAAUGCUUUAAGUAAAUUGAAAAGAGCUUGUGAAACCGCUAAACGUACUUUAUCGACAGCAUCUCAAGCAAAGAUCCAAAUUGAUUCACUUGUUGAUGGUAUUAAUUUUGAAAGUUCUAUCACCAAAGCAAGAUUUGAAGAAUUAUGUUCCGACUUAUUUAAAUCUACUUUAGAACCGCUCGAGCAAGUUUUAGAGGAUUCAAAGAUUGAAAAAUUUGGUGUUGAUGAAAUCAUCUUAGUUGGUGGUUCGACCAGAAUCCCAAGAGUUCAAAAAUUAGUCACUGAAUACUUCGGUGGUAAAAUACCAAACAAAUCUAUAAAUCCGGAUGAAGCAGUCGCUUAUGGAGCUGCUGUUCAAGCUUCUAUCUUAGUCGAAGAUGAAACUUCCGAUGUUACUGCUGAUAUUGUCUUAGUCGAUGUUAAUCCUUUAUCAUUGGGAGUUAAGGUUACUGGUGAUACUAUGUAUGUUCUUAUUCACAGAAACAGCACCGUUCCAACCAAGAAGACACAAAACUAUACUACUUCAGAUGAUAAUCAAGAACAAGUUUCUAUCGAAGUCUAUGAAGGUGAAAGAAUCCAUGUUAGCGAAAAUAAUCUUUUAGGUAACUUCACGUUAACUGCCGAUGUUGCUGCUGGUGUACGUGGUGAUAUUACUAUUCAAAAUGAAUCUAAUAGAUUGACUCAAGAACAAAUUCAAAAAAUGAUUGAAGAUGCCGAAAAGUUCAAAGAAGAGGAUGAAAGUGAGGCUGCAAGAGUUAAGGCUCAAAAUGAAUUAGAACAAGUAGCAUAUGGCUAUCUCGAUACUAGAAAUGCUAGAGAAAUAUCGGAAGGUAGUAAGGCUAUUUUGAAAAAUGCUUGUGAUGAGACAAUUGAAUGGUUGGAAAAUGCUAAGGCAGCUGAUACUGAAGAAUACAUAGAAAGAAUUAAAUACUUGGAAGACUUAUCUGCUAAAUUAGACAACGAAGGUUUCGGCACAAAUGGAGAUGGCCCACACGUUGAAGAUGAAGAAGAAGAGGAGGAUGGUCCUGUCAUAUUGGAUGAGUAAAUCAGAUGUUUUAUCUCUAUUAUCUUAGUUUUAGUUUGGUUUUAAGUUUUUAAACGUAUUUUGUAUAACUUUAAAUAAGAUU